AUGGAGAAGGUGUGCAAGCGAGUUUUUUCGUACAGGUUACUUCGAUUGGCUUGCCGGCUUCCUUCAUCGCCUAUUGUGGAUGCACCAUGCGACCGCUGUCACCGCUUUGCUGCACGUAGUGGCCUGCUGCAGCAAAUGCAAACGCUCGACCGACUAUUUCCCGAUGUACUUAUCAGCAUGGCUGCAACCGAAGCUGCUGCUAGUGGCCACCUUCACGUUCUGGAAUGGUUGUAUUUACGACAGCACCGCGUGUGUUGGGAACCCAAUAUUACGCGAAAAGCGGUAGGUAGCGGUAUAUUACCCGUUGUCCGCUUACUUAUCCAGCGGUUUCCUCCUGUAAGCGUGAAAGAGCUCUUCGAGGUGCUCCUGGUAUCACUUGUUGGUGGUCAUACUGAGAUUACCGAGUUUCUUUGGGGGCAGGUUUUGCAGUUACAGCCGAGUCAGACAUAUGUGAGCACUGCUGUGUCACGAGCCUCGCUAUCGCUUGCUAAAUGGAUGCUCAGAGACCCCACCGUCGGCCCGCCGAUCAUUUCGAUCGACUUCGCAGCUCGACGUGGAGAUAUUGAUUUUGUUCAAUGGGCCCAAUAUCACCGUUCCAUUGCAACUUUCUCUGCAUUGGAUUAUGCGGCAGCUAGUGAAAUGACUACACGUUAA
Phytophthora nicotianae INRA-310 is the source of this 654-nucleotide messenger RNA. RefSeq lists its product as hypothetical. The record is from RefSeq and is a predicted model, not a curated record. The transcript has a single exon. NCBI's taxonomy places the organism in Eukaryota, Oomycota, Peronosporomycetes, Peronosporales, Peronosporaceae. The coding region runs from base 1 to 654 and encodes 217 amino acids.